Messenger RNA from Protopolystoma xenopodis, 448 nucleotides. The record is from the annotation of a GenBank genome assembly. NCBI's taxonomy places the organism in Eukaryota, Metazoa, Platyhelminthes, Monogenea, Polystomatidea, Polystomatidae.
AGCAAUCGCUUGUAUGAAUUACAUUGUAGCAGAUUACUUGGUCAUGGAUUUACCACCAGCACUUAGUUUGCUUGCCUCGGUUGUAUCCGUUGCCUCUAAGGCUUGUGAAGUAGUCCGAAGCGUUCUUAUCUCUAAGGAUUUGCAGAUUUUUGAAAAAGGAAAAUCUGAUCUUCAAACAAAGGCCGAUAGAAAUUCUCAGCUAUGCAUUGUUCACUCCUUGAAAUACAAUUUUCCCAGCCUAUGUGUGAUAGGCGAGGAGGGCGAGCUGCAGUCCAAUGACGUAUCUUUAUGCAAGGAUUUGGAUAAAUAUGUCUUGGCGCAAGACUGUCCUAAGGAAUUUUCUGAUAAGAAAAUAGGUGACUUUGUCGUGUGGGUCGACCCUUUAGACGGCACAAAUGAAUUCGUCCAAGUAAGCGCUUCGAUUGUAUUCUAUUAUAUUUCUAAAUAA